Molecule: messenger RNA, 2172 nt
Organism: Rotaria sordida
Lineage: Eukaryota; Metazoa; Rotifera; Eurotatoria; Philodinida; Philodinidae
Source: the annotation of a GenBank genome assembly
AUGACAGAUAAUACAAAUGAAACAAUAACAUCAUCAAGAAUGGCAACAAGAUCAACAACAACGACAACAACAACAAAUCCAAGAACUACAAAUACGAAAAAUGGAUAUGAACGUCUUGCACAACUUUAUCCACAUGUUGGUGAUGAUAUACAUUUACCAACAAAAUGGAAUGGAAAAGAUAAAGCAUCAACUUUAAUUCUUCAACAAAAUGAUCUUGUUGUAACAUAUAAAGGACCUGGUAAAACACAUAAAGAUGCAGCUAGUGUUCGUUCGGAUCAUCCUAUUCCACCAUUGACCGGUAUUUAUUAUUUUGAAGUGAAAAUUUUAAGCAAAGGCCGUGAUGGAUACAUGGGAAUUGGUCUAUCGACAGGUGAAGUAAAUCUUAGUCGUUUACCUGGAUGGGAUAAAGGCUCAUAUGGUUAUCACGGUGAUGAUGGUCAUUCAUUUUGUUCAUCAGGUUCAGGUAUUGUCUAUGGACCAACAUUUACAACAGGUGAUUAUGUUGGUUGUUGUGUCAAUUUUCUUGAAAAUUCUUGUUUCUAUACUCGUAAUGGUUACAAUCUUGGUACAUCUUUCAAAGAUAUACCGACGGAAAUUUAUCCAACAGUCGGUUUACAAACACCUCAUGAAGCAAUUGAAGCUAAUUUUGGUCUUAAUCCUUUUAAAUUCGAUAUAGAAAAAUACAUGGAUGAAUAUCGUGAAAAAACUCGUCGAGCAAUAAUUGAAUGUACAUUGAAAGAAGGCGAAUUAUUACAUCAAACACAAUUACGUCGUAUUGUUUCAACUUAUCUCGUUCAUUAUGGAUAUUGUGCUACAGCUGAACAAUUUAAUAAAAAUGCCGAAAGUGUAUAUGCUGAUGAACUAAACUCCAUGCGCAAUAGACAACUUAUCCAACAUUUAAUUCUUGAUGGUCGCACAACCGAUGCAAUUGACAAGACAAGAGAACUUUUUCCUACAUUGCUCAAUGAUAAAAAUCUUUUAUUUGUGCUUAAAGUUCGUCAGUUUAUUGAAAUGGUUAAUGGAACUGAAAGUGAAAUUCGUAAAACAUCAAUAUCAUGUCCACCGUCCACAUUUUCACAAACUACAACAACAACAAAUUGUCCAUCACCAACUAAUCAUCUUAUUAAUAAUAAAAAUCGUUCGAACAGUCCUUCUUGUUCGUCGUCAUUAACUAAUAAAAAUUAUUCUCAUUCAACAACUAGUCCACGUUCAUCAUCACCGAUAACAAAAACAAAUACAUCUUUACGUUCUCGUUCUAAUAGUCCAUAUACAUCAGGACGUACACAAACGACUACUAUAUCAGGGGCACAACAACAUAGCAAUGGUACAAUCAGUUCUUCAUCUCGUCGAUCAAGUGCAAAUAAUCUUAAUGAGUUAUCACAAGAAACUAAUAAUGAAUCCAGUUUAUCAGAAAUUCCAUGUCAAUCGUCGGAAUCAAAUAGUCAUACAACAACAGUGAAUUCCGUACCAUCGAAUACAAAUACUAAUGUUGUUGUUAAUCUUAUGGAUAUUGAUGAUAAUCACCAAGAUAAUAAUACAGCAAAUGGUUUUAGCAAUCACGGAACAGUAUCUCAUCCUCAUCCUUCUUCUUCUUCUUCGUCUUCUUCGACAAAUCAAAUCUCUAAUGGCCAUUCACUAUUAGACGAUGAUAACAAUAAUCUAGUCGUCGACAAUAAUAUGAAUAGUAAUGGAUGUUCAACGAAAUCAACCGAUAUCCUUGAUGGUAUGGAAUAUGAUGGUUAUACUGAUUCAAUUCAUACAAUGGAUAUGGAAACAACAAUAUCAUCUGAUGUACAGAAAAAAUCAACAACAAAAGAAGAUGACCAACUUCUUGUAAGAAUUCUUCAAUUUGGUCGAGAAUUACAUGCACUUAAACAACAAUUAACUAUUGAACAUGGUGAUAACCAACAAAAUGAUAAACUGCUUCAAGAUGCAUUCAGUUUAUUAGCUUAUUCAGAUCCAAAAUCAUCACCACUUGCUCAUCUAUUAGAGCCUUCUCAGCGUGAAACUGUUUCUAGUGCAGUCAAUAGUGCUAUACUUGAAGCACAUGACAUGCCAAGACAUCCCGCUCUUGAAGUACUUGUUGGUUAUUUACAUGAAUGUGACAAGCUAAUGCACAAAAAUAAUAUACCAGAUUGUGCCUUUAUUGACUUGAACAAAUAUUUGCGAUGA